AUGGCUGAAGUUGUUGAUGAAAGAGCAAGAGCGUUAGCUAAUUACAAACGUAAACUUCUUGACUAUCGUGAUGUUGAGAGGAAGUUGAAAGAUUUACGUAAAAAGGAAAUUGAAAUGAAUAAAGAAUUAACCAAAUCAGAGAAUGACAUAAAAGCUUUACAAAGUGCUGGUCAAAUUGUAGGAGAAGUUUUAAAACAACUUAGUGAGGAUAAAUUUAUUGUUAAAGCCACAAAUGGACCAAGGUAUGUUGUUGGAUGUAGAAGAUCUAUCAAUAAAGAAACCUUGAUACAAGGUACACGCGUAGCAUUAGACAUGACAACAUUAACUAUAAUGAGGAGAUUACCCAGAGAAGUUGAUCCAUUAGUCUACAAAAUGAGUCAUGAAGAUCCUGGAAAUAUUGCUUAUUCUCAAGUUGGUGGUUUAGCUGAACAAAUUAGACAACUUAGAGAAGUUGUUGAACUUCCAUUAUUAAAUCCUGAACUUUUCAAACGUGUUGGAAUUAAUCCACCUAAAGGAUGUCUUUUAUAUGGACCACCUGGUACUGGUAAGACACUUCUUGCUCGAGCUGUUGCUUCACAAUUAGAUUGUAACUUUUUAAAAGUCGUUUCAUCAGCAAUUGUUGAUAAAUAUAUUGGUGAAUCAGCACGUAUGAUUCGUGAAAUGUUCAAUUAUGCGAAAGAUCAUCAACCAUGUAUCAUUUUCAUGGAUGAAAUUGAUGCUAUUGGUGGAAGACGUUUUAGUGAAGGUACCUCUGCCGAUCGUGAAAUUCAACGUACAUUAAUGGAAUUACUUAAUCAAAUGGACGGUUUUGAUUCAUUGGGUAGAGUUAAAAUUAUUAUGGCAACAAAUAGACCUGAUACCCUUGAUCCUGCUUUACUUCGUCCCGGUCGUUUAGAUAGAAAAAUUGAAAUUGGUCUUCCAAAUGAACAGGCGCGUCUUGAAGUUCUUAAAAUUCAUGCUAGUAAGAUGACUAAACAUGGAGAUAUUGAUUAUGAAGCAGUAGUAAAAUUAUCUGAAGGAUUCUCUGGCGCUGAUUUACGUAAUGUUUGUACAGAAGCUGGUCUUGUAGCCAUAAGAGCUGAACGUGAAUAUGUUAUUUCUGAAGAUUUUAUGAAAGCCGUUCGUAAAGUUGGAGAUGCUAAACGUCUUGAAACAAAACUCGAUUACACACCUGUCUAA
Strongyloides ratti is the source of this 1179-nucleotide messenger RNA. Its product is annotated as 26S protease regulatory subunit S10B. Bases 1 to 1179 code for a protein of 392 amino acids. NCBI's taxonomy places the organism in Eukaryota, Metazoa, Nematoda, Chromadorea, Rhabditida, Strongyloididae. Gene Ontology annotation, cellular component: cytosolic proteasome complex; proteasome regulatory particle, base subcomplex. The transcript is spliced from 2 exons. The record is from RefSeq and is a predicted model, not a curated record. Gene Ontology annotation, biological process: positive regulation of RNA polymerase II transcription preinitiation complex assembly. Gene Ontology annotation, molecular function: proteasome-activating activity; ATP binding; ATP hydrolysis activity.